Molecule: messenger RNA, 843 nt
Organism: Oppiella nova
Lineage: Eukaryota; Metazoa; Arthropoda; Arachnida; Sarcoptiformes; Oppiidae
Source: the annotation of a GenBank genome assembly
GGCGUUUAUCUGACAGCAGUGAUGGGCAUUACAUCCGUAUCCAUAAUAAUGACAGUAAUUGUAUUGAACUUCCACUAUAGGGGUCCCAUUAAAAAGGAAAUGCCCGACUGGCUCAAGAGAUUAAUAUUAAACAAGCAAAUUUAUAAUCAAUACUACAAAAACAAUCAAAACUCACACAUUAAGGGACAAAAUCAGUCUUCGAGCACAUGGAAUACCACGUCAUCCUCCUGUCCCUACAGUUCCCAUCUUUACAACACGUACAGCACCUAUAAUUCGGCCAAACAUUCCUCACAAUCAUCGCAACUAAGGCCUCAACUCAUUAGGACAGCGACCGAUGCCCUCCUCAGAGAGAUUGUCAACGAAAGGCCCGUCUCUUAUGUGGACGACCACCACAUCGACACCACUCUCGACUGUGAAGUCAACCCAACACUCCAUACCAUUGGCCACAGACUUAUGUGUGAUAACAUUGCAAACAAUUUAAGUAAUAGUAGCAACAGUGCUAACAUUGGUAACCAACAUAUUAUAAGGGGUAUGAAAUCAAAGGUGAGGCGUCCCACACGUCCCACACGUCCCACACAAGCCACAGACCACACAAAAGCCAAUACCACUGAAACUAGUCCAGAGAUGGCCAACCAAUCAUCGUAUGAAGAGUUGACACAAAUUCUCAAUUAUUUGUUGUGGAGACAAGAGAUCGAAGACAAUUACAACCGAAUGGUUCACGAGUGGAGACUAUUAGCUCUGGUCAUCGAUAAAGUCUUGUUUUGGGUUUUCUUCGUCAUUACCCUCUUGUCUUCGCUUUCAUUCCUCGUUAUUAUACCCAUUCAGAGAAGAGGCUUUCCCUUC